Microplitis demolitor is the source of this 5463-nucleotide messenger RNA. RefSeq lists its product as uncharacterized. The transcript is spliced from 4 exons. Gene Ontology annotation, cellular component: transcription factor TFIIIC complex. Gene Ontology annotation, biological process: transcription by RNA polymerase III. Gene Ontology annotation, molecular function: protein binding; DNA binding. Lineage: Eukaryota; Metazoa; Arthropoda; Insecta; Hymenoptera; Braconidae. The record is from RefSeq and is a predicted model, not a curated record. The coding region runs from base 412 to 5307 and encodes 1631 amino acids.
UGCUAAAAAAAAAAAGUCUAAAAAUUUUUGCUUAUGUAAAAUUUAAUUUUAAAAAUUUAAAAAGUCAGUUUUUACUUAACGCAUGUGCAAAGUAAUCGCAGUAAUUAAAAUAAUCAACAUGACCGCCUUCAUUAAAGUAUACAAAGUCUAGAGACGACUUCUGUAAAGUCGAACCUCGUGUGUUCGAAUCUUAUCUACAGUAAAUUUAAUUUUAUAUUUUUUUAAAUUUAUAAUAAACUAAUUAUUUAGUACUGUUCGGUUAUUGUUAUUAAUUAACUGUAAAUACAUUGAGGUAAAUGUAUAAAUAUGUAAGAUGGUGUAAUACGUGUUGAAAGUUACAAUUAUAUUGUUUUAAACAUAACCUUCAUUUUUAAAUAAAUGAAUAAAAGUUACAGAUAAAAAAAAACUAAAAUGUCUGAUGAGAUAAAAAAUUCAAACGAACCUGAAGAAAAUUCAUCGAAUAAAAAUAAAAAUGAUAAUGCAGCAGCGGGAAAACGUGUGUUUAUAUUAACAUCUGAAAUGGUAAAACAAUUGGGGCUCGAUGAGAAAAUAAAAAUAUUCAAAGAUAAAAUAAAAAUAGAUAAUAGUAUUAAGCCGGUAUCAGUGCAAGUUAAUAAAGAUAAAAAAGAAUUAAUAAUACGAGAUUCACAAAAUGUAGAAGUAGAUUCAAAUUCAAAAAGUAAUUCAUCGACAGCAAGUGAAGCUUCAAAUACCAAGGAAGUGGCUGAAGAAAAAUCCGAAACAUUGAAUUCGGAAAAUGAAAAACAAACGGAAACAGAAAAUAAAAGUGUAAGUAAAAAGUCUGUUCCGAUAAUUGCUCAUCAUGUUGAGACACUCGCGAAACCUUUAAUACUCCGGAGAAGUCCCAGUAAAAAUGGUAUCGUUGUAAUUAAAUCUCCAGUUGUUGGGAAUGAUCAAAGUAUUUCGCCGCCAAAUAAAUUAAAAAUAAUUGGAGAUAAAGCAGUUGCUGUUAAACCAGCACUAAGAAAACCUACAAAAUUAGCCCCCAGGAAAUUAAUAAAACAUCCGAAUGCGGGUACUGCUGCUGCAAACAAAGCAAAAAAUGCUGGUGCAAAACAGUCUGAUAAUAGUGAAGACGAUGUCAUUUUUAUUGAUGCAGUACAAAAUAAACCUGGUAGCAACAAAGAAAAGUCUCAGCGAGGAUUCAAAAAAACUGUUUUGACUUACAGUAGAAGUUCUGCAGCCAAUAGACGGAAACAAAAUGAAACCAGAUCAUCGAACGCUAAUUCGCAGCAAACGUUUCCAUCAAAAGUAAUAAAGCUGUCUACAAUAAAUUCAAAUGCGUCGCGUGAUGAUGUUCUUAAUAGUCAAGAUUUAUGCCAACAGCCUACUGAAGAGUUGAACAGAAUUUUGCAGACUGUUGAAGUUGAAAUUGAAGAAGUUACUGGGAAUGAAUCAACAGAUAAAGAAUUGGAGCCUGCAAAAAAUAAAAAUGGUAAGAAGAAGGAAAAAAAACCGAAAAAAAAAAAAAAUCAGAAAGUUGUUGAUGUUUUUGAUAAUUCUGAUUUAAUGAUGCCGAAAAAACGCGGUCGGCCACGAAAAUAUUUUUUAAAAACAAUACCAACUCCGAUGCUUUUACCCAUAAAAUCAGAAUUUGAUGAACCGGAAAUAAAUUAUUUGAAUAGGAAAUCGGAUAAUUCAAAUUCAAAUAAGGAAUUGGGAAAUUCAAAUUUGAAUAACGAAUUAGAAAGUUCUAAUUUUAAUGAAGAAGCAGAAACUUCUCAUGUAAAUCAAAAUUUAAAUAAAGAAUUAGAGAAUUCUAAUUUGAAUACAGAAGUAGAAGCUUCUGAUUUAAAUGAAGAAUUAGAAGUUUGUAAUUUAAAUAAAAAUUUGAACAAAGAAUUAGAAAAUUCUAAUUUAAAUGAAGGAAUAGAAUCUUGUCAGUUCAAUGAAGAAUCGGAAGUUUGCAAUUUGAAUAAAAAAUUACCAAGUUCUAAUUUGGAUGAAGUAGAAAUUUCAAAUUUGAAUAAAGAAUCAGCAUUUGAUAGUAAAGUUGGAAGUGCAGAAAAUUUUGAAAGUAUUUACAUCAAAGAUUGUAAAAAAACAGAAGAAAAUUAUGAAGAAACAAAUUGCCAUAAUGAAGAAAUAGAAACUCCUGUUGAUGUUCCUGUUCGAAGACGUCGUGGACGGCCUAGAAAAUCCACGACUAGUUCACCAUCUUUGAGUAAAAAGAAGACGGUACAUGACGAGCAUGAUUCAAAUAAAAAGACAGUUUCAAAUGACGAUGAUUCGAAUAAAAAGGCAGUUUCAAAUGACGAGCACGAAGACAAUAAUAAUAAUGACGACGAAGAUGACGAUUAUGAAGAAAAUGACAAUUCAGCAAAACAUAGAAAACAUAAAAGUAAAAGAGGUAAAAAAACCGGAUGGUAUAUCCAGCCGGAUAAUGAUAAUGAAGAAACGAAAACUGGUAAGAAAGGUAAAGCGAACAAAGAUGAAGAAAUCCAGUGCGCUAAAUGUGACCAGAAAAUGUUGAGAUCAAAAUGGUCUGCUCAUAAUUUAUCAAAGCACAAUAAUACCGGAUGGUUACAGGGUUCCCGCGAUCCAGACUAUGAGAACAAUGAAAAAUUAUGGAGAAGUGUGCUUACAGUUGCUAUCAAGAAGAAAAAAGGAUCACUAAUUUGCGAAAAAUGUGAAACGGCAAAACGCAGCGUCAUUGGUUUUAUUUCUCAUUAUAAAUUUUGCGGGAAAUCACAAGAGGAACGAGACGCAAUGAUGUGGGUCUGUCCAUUAUGCAAAGGCAUAUUUAUGCCGUCAUCCCAAGAUUUUCAUGAACGUGUGCAUCGUGAAGAACAACGUCAAGCGUCGAUGGUAAUUGACGUACCCGACGAUGAUGACAGUAAAAAGAAACGUAGAGCCGCUGAAAAAGCGACGACUAAAAUUUUAGAGUUUACUAAAAUCGUGAAAGACGAGCCGCCACCGCCGAAAAAAAGUAAGAAAGUAAAAUUAAAAGUGAAGGACUUCAUUGUAAAGCCACCGAGUUCUAAACGAGUACCGAAUGUUUGGAAAGGCGCUUGGUCCAAAGAUAUAGCAGCUAAUAGACAAGCGAAAUGUCGCAAUCUCGGUUGUGAGUUUGCUACUAGUGACAUAAAUGAAAUAUGCAAACACUAUAGUCUGUGUAAUUUCGUGCCUCAAACAGAAUUCGUUUGUAAAGUUUGUAAAUUUUUUUCCAAGUCUCAAGAAGACGUUGCCAAUCAUGUGAGAUCAGAGCAUUCGGACAAAAUAAACUCUGGUGAAGACUCGGAUUUUAAUGUCAAUGAACUCAGCGAUGGAAGUAACGACAGUGACAAUAAUGAGGACGUCGGUGCUGUUGAGGAAGGCGAUAAACGCAGUAAUAAAAACAAACGUAAAUUAAAACCGUUUGAUAAGCAAAUAACUUCUAGUACGCGAGUUCAAUUUUUGAGAAAGAAUGAAGUCUAUCCACUUUCUAAUGCAAAUAUAACUUACAUUCCAUCGCUUCAAUGGACAAUGACAUUCGAAUUGCACAACUAUGAGCUAAAAUUAUUUGAAAAUUUAGUACCCAGUUCAUUUAAUUUAUUAAAGAAUUCCGAAGCUCAAGAUUAUCUUCCGGAACUAAAAGUAUCUAUGCGAACGAAACAGAUGAAAAAUGUCUCGCAGGAUUUUGAAUUCGUCAGGAUAAAAAUAAUAAAAGAGGAGAAUUUAACGGAGGAAGAAAAAAGAGAUAAAGGAUGGAAGUGUUGGAAACAAUUUGAGUCGUCGAUUGUCAAUAACGUGCCGAUGUUUUUUGUCGGUGGCCCAGUUUGGUCAAUGGCCUGGUUGCCAAUCCCUGCGCCCAUGUACUGCCAUCAAGCCGACCAGUAUCUGGCAGUCAGCACUCACCCGACGAUGGAAAGUAAAUACAAAAUAAAUAAUUCUUACAAAUUUAAAAAUAUCAUCCAGAUAUGGAACUUGGGACACUUGGAUCAUAUUCUAUCAGUUCCUCCGAUUCCGAAGCUUUCUUAUGUGAUUGCCCAUAACAAUGGUACUAUUUGGUGUAUGGAAUGGUGUCCAUCAGGAACUUAUCACCAUGACAUACUAAAAAAUGAUAUAUCUGGAUCAUUGAAAAGAAUGGGACUGCUCGCUACCGCGUCAUCAGACGGCAGAGUUCAUAUUUACUCUCUUCCAUUUCCCGAGGAAUUGAAGUUUGAAAAAACUGACGACAAUGAUUUGCCAGUAUAUCAAACAGACCCAGUAAUUAUUUUGUAUGUUAAUAAAAUAAUUGCUGAAGACGACAAAGCUGCUUGGCAAUGCACGAGUUUGAGUUGGAAUAAAUUACACGGCCAUGAUACAGUAGCAGCUGGAUUUUCAAAUGGGUAUGUUGCCAUUUGGGACCUGAUGAGUAAAUCGGCAUUACUGGUAAUGAAAAAUGAAAAUACGAUUAGUAUGAAUGCUUUCCAACACUUUUACGCUCAUGGACAUGCUGUUACUUAUGUCGGAAUUGUUCCAGUAAGUGGGAAAAAUUAUUUAGCAACAUCUAGCUUGGAUAGAUGUACGAAAGUUUGGGAUUUAGAAGAUCCCUACUGUCCUGUUGAUACUGUAAAGAAAGGUGCUGGUACCAAUGGCGCUUGGAUGAUACAUUGGCCGAAUAUUUACACUUCUUAUGAUGAUGCUCUUGGUCUAGGUCAUACUGUUUCAUAUUUGAUGGGAGUUAGAGACCCUCCUUCAUCAAUAUUUCCACUGUUGCCUUGUAAUUCGACGACUUAUGGAUUGGCGGUGUCUGAUUACGCGAAUGGUAUCUGCCAUGGUACGUUAGCUGGAGAUAUAGCUGCUAUUUUUCCAUUUCAAAUGAUGUAUAUUAAAGAAAUUGAUAAGCUUACUAAAAAACGAUGGCUGGUUUCCAGUGUUGAAGUCGUUGAUUUUGGUGAGCCUACGGAUACUGAAAAUAGUUCGGAUCAAAAUUUAAAAGACAAUGACCAAUCAAAUGGUUAUAAAUAUAUGCCUGAAAGUUAUGACGCUUGUAAAGAUAGAUUUGGAAUUGUUUUUCAUGAUGAUUUAAAUAAUUGGAAGAGUAAUUUAGUUAAAAAAUCUAAUAGACGUAAUCCGGUGAACUGCGAAACCAUGAAAUCUAUUCCGAUUGAACAAUAUCAAUUUACAUCAGUUAAUAGGCUUGCUUGGAACCCAAAUUCUUGGAGUUAUUUGUGGAUUGCAGCUGGUUAUCAAAAUGGAUUAAUAAGAAUUCUUAAUUUAAAAUCCAUGUCUGUUGACAAUGCUGUGAUGAAACAUUUGCCAGGUCAUGCCGAUUCAAUGAUGCAUAAAAAUGAUAACGUUGAAAUUACGAGUGUAACGUGACAAAUUGUACAUUAUUAACUACGUUUAUUUUUUACAAGUUGAAAAAAAAAAAAACAUUUUUUGCAGUUGUUUUUUUAUAAAUGUUAAUCUAAAAGCAUAAUAUAUUUGCCACAGUUCUGAGAGCUGUUACCAUAAGAAUAAAAAUUUUUAAAUUUA